GAAGAGAAGGGGAAGGGGAAGGAGACAGAGAAGAGACGGUGAAGCGUAAGGAAAUGGGUGGAACUUGGUAAAGGAUUGGGUUCAGUCCUUUUCAUGGGUUAUGAUCAAAACCCUCUGCCUUUUCCUUUAAAAGGUUUUAAGACUGGCGAUGGCAAGAUUUUUCAAAAACUUCAAGGUCUCGGAAAAUUUCCUCGCAUUUAUUUAACUUAAAAUCUCAGCCAAAAUGCACAAGCUUAAGAACUUUCCCCUCUCUACUGAAACGCGAAACGGGAGAACACUCUCGAAAUCCUUCGCGGGAGUCUCCUUCCACGAAGCAGUCCAUGAUAUACGAAACUUCCCAGAGAAUCAAAUCGCCUUUUAUACAUCUCUGUUCUCCUGCAGCGCCACCUACAAAAAAACAAGGAUUCAAAAUCUGUUUCGGAAAGCCUCUUUCUGUCGUUAAUGGCGACGGCAGAUGUUCAAGGCCGAACGCUCGAGGUCUCAGUCAUCGGCUGGAGGGACAUAUCAGCUGACACACAUGGCCAACAGCUUUACGCCGUAGUUGGAUAUUGCAACAAAAGCUGCAGCACGAGGGCAAUCAAAGGUGGACGGACGGACUCAACACUCAGCGGCAACUUCAAAUUUCAAUUCAUUGAAAGUGCCCAUGAGGUAGAUAUUGCUGUCUGGAAGAAGAAGAAUAGCUGGGACGAAGACAAGCUUAUUGGCUUCAGAAAGAUUGAUUUGGAUGAUCAGGUUCUUCAUGGUUGCACAAGCAAAAAGGCGUGGCAGCUGCACUCUCCGCCCAAGCGUGGAGCAGAUAUAAAGACUGCAGGCGAAAUAUAUUUGGAAAUAAACUUAAACUGUCCGUUAGUUCAGAACGUUCUGCCGCCUCCUUCUGCACCGUAUGACUAUCCAAUCUCUAUUUAUGGUCGAUCUUCUAAUUAUCCUACAGAAAGGCCUCCAGGUAAACUGUUGUUAAUGGGAACCAAAGGAGGAUGAAUCUGAAAGCUGGUGGCUUGAUCAGUAUGUAUGCCGUUGCUUUGGAUGCCGCACCUUAAGUUGAAGGCAUGACUGUGGUUACUGAUUAAAUAGUUUUGUAUAUGGUUUUCACAUUGCUGUUGCAUUAUUAAUCCGUCACACGUUUAAAUAUUUGUACGAUAAGUUUGAAGCUCAUUGCAUUAUGUUGAUUAUUGUCAUGUAUAUUUCUUUAUCGUUGAAGUGUACAAUAUAGAACUUAGGUAAUUAUGUUCCAAGUUGUAGUAUUUAAAUG
Messenger RNA from Nymphaea colorata (pocket water lily), 1249 nucleotides. RefSeq lists its product as uncharacterized. The transcript has 7 exons. The record is from RefSeq and is a predicted model, not a curated record. Bases 442 to 978 code for a protein of 178 amino acids. NCBI's taxonomy places the organism in Eukaryota, Viridiplantae, Streptophyta, Magnoliopsida, Nymphaeales, Nymphaeaceae.